GGAACUAUAAUCUAUAAUACUAUGAUUGGCUCGCCGUGGGGAAUACGUUCCCAUGAUGCAUCUCUCUGGGACGCAAGACUGUAGCGAUGUCGGGGGCUGAAUGUAUACCUGUGAAAGCUGUCAUAAUUCCGGGAAACGGGGCAGGAAAUGUAGAGCGCUGUCUGUGGUAUGGAUGGACCAAAAAGAGGUUGGAAAAGAUUCCAAAUUUUAGGUGUUUGCUUAAAAACAUGCCAGAUCCAUUUACAGCAAGAGAAAAUAUAUGGCUGCCGUUUAUGGAAUCAGAGUUGGAAUGUGAUGACAAAACCAUAAUAAUCGGACACAGCUCUGGAGCUGCUGCAGCUAUGAGGUUUGCUGAAACACACAAGGUUUAUGCCAUUAUUUUAGUGUCUGCCUAUACCUCGGACUUGGGAGAUGAAAAUGAGAAAGAAAGUGGCUAUUUCAGCCGGCCAUGGCAAUGGGAGAAGAUAAAAAACAACUGUGGUCAUAUCAUUCAGUUUGGUUCCACCGAUGAUCCAUUCUUGCCAUGGCAUGAACAGCAGUUAGUGGCUGAAGUUCUAUCCGCAGAGCUGCACAAAUAUACGGACCGUGGGCACUUUCAGAACACUGAAUUUAAUGAACUGUUGAGUGCAGUGAAGAAACUCAUACCUGCUACCUCUUAAAUAUGGUCUCCUGCAAGUUGUACAUUCCUGUUGUUACAUUUGUUAAGCCUUACACAGACUGCCCCUGAGAAUGGAAUAAAUAAAUCAUUUAUUUAUAUAAAGUAA
This is a messenger RNA of Xenopus tropicalis (tropical clawed frog), 764 nucleotides long. RefSeq names its product retinoblastoma binding protein 9 (gene rbbp9). The transcript is spliced from 5 exons. Gene Ontology annotation, molecular function: hydrolase activity. The record is from RefSeq and is a predicted model, not a curated record. Bases 87 to 659 code for a protein of 190 amino acids. NCBI's taxonomy places the organism in Eukaryota, Metazoa, Chordata, Amphibia, Anura, Pipidae.